AAAUAUCCAUAGGAUCUGUUGUAAAAACAAAGAAAAGAAAAAAGAGAAAAAAGAAGUGAAACUAAACAAAUCAUAAUUUCCAUGAACUCUGGCUAAACAUUUUCAAAAUUUGAAUUUCAUUAAACAAUUUUCAAUAUUCUAUAAAUUUAUGAUAGGAAAGGGAGGGAAAUAAAAAGAAAAAAGAAAGAAAAGUAAAAAGAAAGAAAAAACGACAAGAAAUUUAAUUCUUUUGAUUUUGUUACAUAUUGUUUCUCAAAAAAAAAGAAAAAAAGAAAAAAGAAACAAAACAUACAUACAUACCAUGUCAAUUUUUCGAUUAUUAUGUUUUUUAAUUACAAUUAUAUUGGCAAUUUGUACAUUAGGGGUUGGUUUAAUUUUAUCACCAUAUUGGAAAGAUAAUGAAGAACCACCAAGAGAAGCUAAAAUUCAUUUAUCAUUAAGUUUAAUAUCGAUACUUUUUCUUGGUGCAUCAGGUCUUUUAAUUCUUGUCUCUAUUGUAUCUGGACCAGGUAGAACAAAGAAAAUAAUUAUUAUUACAAUGAUAUUACUUAUUUUAACUAUUGGCUUUCUCUGUGCAUCAAUUGUAUACAUGUUUACUCAAGUGAAUCAUUCUUUUGCAUUUUGGAUAUUUGCAUCAUUAUGGAUAAGUGUUACAUGUAUACCAUUUGGUUUAUGUAUUCUUUAUACAAAACCAAUUCAAAUGGAUCGUCUUUAA
Molecule: messenger RNA, 715 nt
Organism: Schistosoma haematobium
Lineage: Eukaryota; Metazoa; Platyhelminthes; Trematoda; Strigeidida; Schistosomatidae
Exons: 3
Coding region: 302-715 (137 amino acids)
Source: RefSeq, a predicted model, not a curated record